Molecule: messenger RNA, 2388 nt
Organism: Onychomys torridus (southern grasshopper mouse)
Lineage: Eukaryota; Metazoa; Chordata; Mammalia; Rodentia; Cricetidae
Gene: Ccdc62
Product: coiled-coil domain containing 62
Exons: 12
Coding region: 24-2210 (728 amino acids)
Source: RefSeq, a predicted model, not a curated record
GCGGCCGGGCGGUUUGGGUGCGCAUGCGCUGCCGCGAGGGCGCGGCGUCCCGGCCUGCGGGCUUGCCCGCGCCUGUGCGGCCCGGCGCCUAUGGCGUUUCUGGGGUGACGCGCUGGUGGCACCGACUCUCUCUGGGGACCGGGGCAUCACCCAUGAUCCCUUCGGCGACCUUCUUCUCCCGGCGCCAGAACAUCGGGUCAGAAGUUGAGAAUUCCACUAUUGAAAAACAGCGGAAGGAGCUGCAGUUGCUCAUUGGAGAACUGAAAGAUCGAGAUAAAGAGCUCAAUGAUAUGGUCACGGUGCAUCAGAGACAACUUCUCUCAUGGGAAGAGGAUCGGCAGAAAGUGUUGACUCUGGAGGAACGCUGCAGCAAAUUAGAAGGUGAGCUGCAUAAAAGAACUGACAUAAUCAAGUCUCUCAUGAAGAAGGUCAAGAUGCUUGAAUCCAAUCAAAUAGAAUGUCAGGCAGCUCUUCAGAAGACUCAGCAACAGCUCCAGGAAAUGGCUCAAAAGGCCACACAUUCCGCCCUCCUCUCAGAAGACCUUGAGGCUAGAAAUGAAAACCUCAGCAGCACGCUAGUGGAACUUUCUGCUCAGGUAGGACAAUUGCAAGCUCGAGAGCAGGCUCUCACUACCAUGAUAAAGCUAAAGGACAAAGAUAUUAUUGAGGCAGUCAAUCACAUUUCAGACUGUUCGGGUAAAUUUAAACUGUUAGAGCAUGCUUUACGUGAUGCUAAGAUGGCGGAGACUUGUAUUGUGAAAGAAAAGCAAGAUUAUAAGCAGAAACUGAAGGCACUUAGGUUUGAAAUCAGUAAACUGAAAGAGGACCUAACGGAGAAGACCACAGAAAACAACGACCAACGAGAAGAGAUCAUUCGCCUCAAGCAAGAGAAAAGUUGCUUGCAUGACGAGCUAAUUUUUACUGCCGAGAGAGAAAAGAGGAAGGAUGAGUUACUUGAUAUUGCCAAGUCAAAGCAAGAUCGUACAAAUUCAGAGCUACACAAUCUGAGACAGAUUUACGUAAAACAACAGAGUGACCUGCAGUUUCUUAAUUUCAAUGUAGAGAAUUCUCAGGAAUUAAUACAGAUAUAUGACUCAAAGAUGGAGGAAUCAAAGGCCCUGGGAUGCAGCAGAGACAUGUGUUUAUCAGACCUUGACAAUAACUACCUAAAAACCGAUAUUAAGAGAGAGAGAAAUCAGAAGUCAUUGGUUAAGGAUCAAAAGUUUGAGGUCACGUUGGCUCAGCACAGUAGGUCAGACAAGAGCCCCUGUGACGCAUGCAGAGAGAAGAAGCUGCAGGUUAAUGCUGCCUUUGGGGGAAAAAGUGUGAUUGCCCUCUCAUCUCUGUUUACCAAAGACUUACUGGAGAAACAAAAGUCUUGGUCUCUGGGUGGAAAAAUCCAGACUGAACCGGAAAACAAAGUUACACUAUGCAAGAUUCAUGGAAAAUCUCCAAAAAGCAAUGGCCUAGAGCUUCAGGUGGAAGAGAAGCAGCCCUCGGACACAUCCGUCUCGAUACCUGAAGAGAAGCAGUGGCACGACAUCAACGUUUACCUGGGCCUUUCUAACUGCUCUGUCUCAAAACAGCCGGAAAAGCUGGAUGGAGACUGCCAUGACCCUGCAGAGCUGUCUGAAAUCUCCUGCUGCACCCAAAAUGAAGUCUGCAUGGGGGACAGUGACCUGUGUGAGUCCAAAUGCUGCCACCCGAGUAACAUCAUUGUCGAAGCCCCAGGGCACAUGACUGACGUAGAGUGGAUGAACAUUUUCAAGCCUUCCAAAAUGCAAAGGAUUGUUCGCCACAAAACUUUGUGCACUUGUUCAGGAGGUGUCAGUGGAAUGAAAUAUAAUUCCUCAGCAAGUGAGCUCAUAACCAUCCAGGCUCCGCAAUGUUUGGGGUCCUCCAAGUCUGCUGAAAGAGAAGAUGAGUCAGGGGCCUCUCCAGACAAAAGAACCUCAUCCAAGAGUGUGUUCCUCAGCAAAGAUGCAGCACUGUCCAAUGAAAAGGAUGACUUUUCUCCUACCAGUAAGCUCCAGCGCCUGCUGGCCGAGUCUCGGCAGAUGGUCACAGAUCUGGAGCUGAGCACACUGCUGCCGAUCAGCUGUGAGAAUCUCAACAGAAGUAGGCAGGACUCUGUUUGGAAGGCAGAAAGCGGAUAUCAUACUUCAUGGAAAGACAAAGGAGACUGUGAUUCCCACAUAAGCAGCAUUUAGUACAAAGGCGAGCAGAAUCUCAAAGUUUACUUCUUAAAGCAACUGUAUUUUGUUUUUGAUGAACCAUUUUUGUGUAAAAAAUAUUUUUAUACCAAAAUAUUUUUAUACCAAAGAAAUGAGGUCGUACUCUACACACGUGUUUGGAACUAUGCUAAAAGAAAAAAAAAAAACAAAACUC